Messenger RNA from Monodelphis domestica (gray short-tailed opossum), 795 nucleotides. RefSeq names its product ATP synthase membrane subunit c locus 3 (gene ATP5MC3). NCBI's taxonomy places the organism in Eukaryota, Metazoa, Chordata, Mammalia, Didelphimorphia, Didelphidae. The record is from RefSeq and is a predicted model, not a curated record. Gene Ontology annotation, molecular function: proton transmembrane transporter activity. Gene Ontology annotation, biological process: proton motive force-driven ATP synthesis; proton transmembrane transport.
CUUCCAUUUCCCCCGCCUUCUCUGCCAUAGCCCCCUCCGCCUUCUCCAUCCGGGUGUUGGAGUUGGGAUAAGAGUUUGUCUGCGCCUGCGCACCCAGCACCACUCGGUUCGACCUCUGCCGCAGCCGCCAGAGAAAGAAAGACGAGAAAGCGGCGCUGAGCCGAGCCCUCGCCUCCCACCACCUGAUCCCUUCUUCUGUCGCCGCCGCCCCAACCGCUCCUAAGAUGUUCGCCUGCGCCAAGCUCGCCUGCUCCCCGGCGCUGAUCCGUGCUGGAUCCAGAAUUGUAUACAGACCAAUUUCUGCAGCAGUGUUGUCUCGACCAGAGGUCAGGACUGGAGAGGGCAACACAGUAUCUAAUGGGGCCCAGAACAGGGUGUCUCAGCUAGCACUAAGGGAGUUCCAGACCAGUGCUAUCAGCAGAGACGUUGAUACUGCUGCCAAAUUUAUUGGUGCAGGUGCUGCCACAGUAGGAGUGGCUGGUUCUGGUGCUGGUAUUGGAACUGUCUUUGGUUCUCUCAUUAUUGGUUAUGCCAGAAACCCCUCACUGAAGCAGCAGCUGUUCUCAUAUGCUAUCCUGGGAUUCGCCUUGUCUGAAGCUAUGGGUCUCUUUUGUUUGAUGGUUGCUUUCUUGAUCUUGUUUGCCCUGUAAUAAACUGCUAUUCAAAAUGUUGACAUUUAAUACAAAUUACGGAUGUAAUUCUGUGUAUCUUACUGUGGUUCCAAAAACUGUUCUGUUAGUGUCAUGGAAAUGUACAUUAUUUCCAAAGUCAUUUCAUUAAAGAUGAUAACUUUAA